Molecule: messenger RNA, 3019 nt
Organism: Drosophila teissieri
Lineage: Eukaryota; Metazoa; Arthropoda; Insecta; Diptera; Drosophilidae
Gene: Cmtr1
Product: cap-specific mRNA (nucleoside-2'-O-)-methyltransferase 1
Exons: 2
Coding region: 383-2749 (788 amino acids)
Biological process (GO): 7-methylguanosine mRNA capping
Cellular component (GO): nucleus; cytoplasm
Molecular function (GO): nucleic acid binding; methyltransferase cap1 activity
Source: RefSeq, a predicted model, not a curated record
CGCACCUAUCGAGUCAGCUGCAGCUGAAAAUUAGACCAAAAAGUUCUUCUAAAUGUGCUUAAAUCAGAAUCACGGUUGACAAACACUUUCCGGAACGCAGUCUUAACCAUCUAGAUGCCCGAUCCGGGGGCGGGAACGGCAAAGAACACUGCUGAAGUGUAAUAACCAGGCUGUGGAAUCUACAAGGAAUCGACACCGUUGUCCAAAUUUCUUUGUAAACAAAUAACUCGGCACUGGAAGAAAUGUCCUAUUAAUUAACUGAGGCUCUUUAGCUGAUUUAAUUGUUAUUGUAUAUAAUCAAUUAAUAGGCUGCAGAAACUAGAGCAGCAUCCCGCCUCCUGAAACCGCAGAUCACAAAUCAGAUUCCAUCGCCGCGUGCAAGAUGGACGAACCUUCGGACGAUGAGAACUCGGAGCCCACGCCCAAGAAGAUCAAGCGGGAAUGGGUGAAGAGCUACUCGAACAAGGCCAUGGAGAUGAUGAAAAAGAUGGGCUACGAGAAUGACAAGGGCUUAGGAAAGAGCAACCAGGGUCGCCUGGAGCCCAUCAUCGCCGUGCAGCAGGAUGGGCGCCGUGGCUUUGGCCUCAAGCUGGACACCGUCCAGUCCUCGGCUGGCCAAUGGGAUCCUGCCUGCGAGGAGCUCGAGAUACCCGAACCGGUGCUUUGGCUGCACAAUCCUGGCAGUCGUGCAGACGCAUACAGCCUCGAUCAGCUGAUGGGACAUGUGGUCACCGGUGAGAAGAAGUUAACGCUCGACGGAGAAACACGCUACUGCGAGCCAGCCAUCCUGCAUCACAUCAUCAAUGCCAAAACCGUAUUCGAUGAUCUCAACGACAGCGAGAAACGGCGGGCGAGAUCCAGAUGCAAUCCGUUCGAGACAAUCCGCAGCUCCAUCUUUCUUAACCGCGCCGCCGUCAAGAUGGCCAACAUCGACUCGAUGUGCGACUUCAUGUUCACCAAUCCCCGUGACCCCGCUGGCGAGUCCCUGGUGGCUCCCGACGAGCUCCUCUACUUCACGGAUAUGUGUGCAGGCCCUGGCGGCUUCUCCGAGUACGUGUUGUUUCGCAAGUCUUGGGAGGCCAAAGGAUUUGGCUUCACGCUGCGUGGCGCGAACGACUUUAAGCUGGAAAAGUUCUUCGCUGCUUCGCCGGAGUCCUUCGACACGUUCUACGGCGUAAAGGAAGAUGGCAACAUCUUCGAUGAAAGCAACCAGGAUUCGCUGAACGAGUAUAUCCGCAUGCAUACGCCCCAGGGGGUUCACUUUGCCAUGGCAGACGGCGGCUUUUCGGUGGAAGGUCAGGAGAACAUCCAGGAGAUCCUGUCCAAGCAGCUGUACCUCUGUCAGUUCCUCACCGCGCUGAAGAUUCUGCGACCGAAUGGCAACUUCGUGUGCAAGGUGUUUGACCUGUUCACACCGUUUAGUGUGGGCCUGGUCUAUCUGAUGUACAAGUGCUUCCACCAGAUUGCCAUCAUCAAGCCAAACAGCAGCCGGCCGGCAAAUUCGGAGCGCUACCUGGUCUGCAAGUACAAACGUUCGGACGCGGAAACGGCGGGCAUCAUAGCUUAUCUGAAUACGGUCAACCUGAUGCUGUCCGAUGAGUCGCAACUGGAGGAGAACGACGUGCUGGAGAUCUUUGAUGCCAACGAGCUGGCCGAGGAUGAGGACUUUCUGCGUUACAUUAUCGAUUCAAAUAACGCCAUUGGCAAGAAGCAGAUCGUCGGCUUGCGCAAGAUAGCAGCAUUCGCACAGAAUUUGGAGCUGAAGGAGACCAAGCAGUCGGAGGUGCGGCAGGAGUGCCUGAAGCGAUGGGGACUUCCGGAUAAACUUCGCCAGGCACCGGAGAUCAAGCCAACGGACAGGCUGCUCGAUGAACUCCUGGCCGAUUGGGGGAACGAACGCAGCUGGCUGAGUGUGCCGGCCACCGAGAUGAGCGGCGUGGCCAGUCUCAAUACGGCCGUUAAGAACGUGGCGGACUGGUAUUUUGUGCCCGUGGGACGCGAGGAGACGAACAUCAAUGCGUGCAGUCUGUUCUUGUGCAAAUCCCGGGGCAACUUGCUGCGCUACACGGAGCAUAAAAAGUGGGAGCUGGUGGAGACCGCCUUUGAGGUGCAGCCGCGCUCGAUCUUCUUCGGCCAGAUUGUGUACGAGUUCUACGGCGAGGGCAGGACCAUUCAGCGAGUGGCUGCCCUGCACAUCAUCGAUGGCAUCUGCCUGGGUGGCAUCGACAUCCGCAGACGGUCGUUCCGCGAGCGCGUCAGCAUGUGCGAUAAGUUUGCCAGGAGUCUAAACAAGCCGUACCGCAAGGAGCGCACUUUUGGUGCGCUGCGCAGCAAGCCCUUCUUUCGGCUGCAGGAUAUGGGCAGUUUCUUUGCGGACAUGAGGCAUUAUGUGCUAAAGGAUAACUCGCAGAGGUUCGGAUACGCGCUCGAUGACAAGAAGUUCUUUGUCCCGGGCGGCAUAAUGAUGUUCUGCGACCUGACCAAAAACUAUGUGUCCGCGCACUCGCGGUCACGGGGUCAGCUGUACUACUUCAACGUGAAGAAUAAGGAGGCGUACUACAAGGAUCAGAUACCCAGCAAGAAGGCUAACGAGAUCUUCGCCUCGUUCCGGUGCAGCUUCUCGUACCGCCUGCUCUGGAAGUGGACGGACCUGCGCCAGGUGGAGGAGCUGGCCACCGAGGACAAUCCAAAGAUCCUGUUCCGCAGCGACUUCGUUAAGUUCAUCGCGGACAAGCUGGGCCACAGCUAGGCCAACACAACUUAGCCAUAAGUUUAACUUUACAUACGCAUACGUGUUUUUUUUUAACUUACCCCGCAUGCCUAGGAUUUAUCUGGAGGUUUUACAACGGAUCCCUGCAUUUUACUUAUUCGACUUAAGUAUUCGACGAUUGGGUGGGUGUCCGCAGGAACUGAAUCAUAUAUAUUUUUUUUCGACCAUCACUACUAACUAUAUUCGUACAACAUACACGCGUAUGAGCAAAGUGUGCAACUGUUUUAUUUUCUAAAAGAUCUUACCAAA